This is a messenger RNA of Eublepharis macularius, 960 nucleotides long. Its product is annotated as olfactory receptor 11G2-like. The coding region runs from base 1 to 960 and encodes 319 amino acids. Gene Ontology annotation, biological process: G protein-coupled receptor signaling pathway. NCBI's taxonomy places the organism in Eukaryota, Metazoa, Chordata, Lepidosauria, Squamata, Eublepharidae. The record is from RefSeq and is a predicted model, not a curated record. Gene Ontology annotation, cellular component: membrane. The transcript has a single exon. Gene Ontology annotation, molecular function: G protein-coupled receptor activity; olfactory receptor activity.
AUGGAGUUAGCCAAUGGGACUGGAGUACAGGAGUUCAUUUUGCUGGGAUUUGGAGUUGGGCAACGGGAACGGUUCCUUCUCCUCACUUUUUUCAGUAUUCUCUAUGUUUUAACAUUGGCUGAGAAUCUCACCAUCAUCACACUGGUGGUUCUAGACACCCACUUGUCCCGGCUUCCCAUGUACAUCUUGCUGAGCAACUUCUCCUGGCUGGAGAUGUGUUAUGUGACAACCACUGUGCCCCGGAUGCUCUUCGACCUGGCAUCCCCAUAUGGGAUCAUCUCCUUCAAUUCCUGCUUUUUCCAGUUCUAUCUCUUCUUUUCUCUUGGCAACACUGAAUGCUUAUUCCUCUCAGCCAUGGCCUUGGAUCGCUACUUGGCCAUCUGCCACCCUCUGCGCUACACACAAAUCAUGUCCCAAGACUUCUGCUACGUCCUGGUGGCAACUUGUUGGGUUGUUGGUUCCCUGUGGCACAUUCUCCCGGUGGUUUUGAUCUCCAGAUUGUCCUUCUGUGGCCCCAACAUCAUCAACCACUUUUUGUGUGAUCCAGUGCCAAUCUUAUCUCUGGCCUGUCCUCCUCUAGGAAUUGCCUCCAACGUGUACAAGAUUUUUAUGAAUGCUGUUGUUAUAGGAAAUGUCUCUUUUGUUGUGCUGUCUUAUAGCGUGGUGACUUUCACCCUGAUGAAAACCUCAAACCAAGGCAAUCAUAAGAAGGCCUUCUCCACCAUAUCUUUACAUAUAGUGGUGGUGACACUUUUCUAUGGGUCUGUGGCUGAGAUGUACUUAACUCCAGGUGGAGAAAGUCAAUCAGAGGUCACCAAAGCAGUAACCCUCUUCUACACUGCUGUGACACCCUUUCUCAACCCCCUGAUUUAUUGUCUGAGGAAUGAUCAGGUGAAGGAGGCACUGGGCAAGUUGCUGAAGAAAAAGGAGAGGCUGCUGAGGAGCACAGUGUCAAUGUAA